Molecule: messenger RNA, 729 nt
Organism: Boeremia exigua
Lineage: Eukaryota; Fungi; Ascomycota; Dothideomycetes; Pleosporales; Didymellaceae
Exons: 1
Coding region: 1-729 (242 amino acids)
Source: RefSeq, a predicted model, not a curated record
AUGCGUCCCUCCACAACAACCUGCUCCCGCCAAUCCGCCCCCUGCUACUGCCACACCCCGCUCUCGCUCUCGCACUCACGCUCGCGCCGCCGCCCGCGCGCCCCGGACGCUGGGCCCCAGUGGCCUGCCCGCGUCGGGAGUAAGGGGUAUGCGGGGUUUUUGGUGGGGUUGAGUAAUCCCGGUGACGAGAAGGACGGUGACAAGGACGGUGAUGGUGGGGAUGGCGGUGAUGGUGGUGGUGACGAUUGUGAGGGAGCGCGUAGACAAGGCGCUGGAGGGAGUCAAACGAGGACGGGACGGACGAGAUUGCUUGAUGCGGGGGAGAAGGAGAGCGGGACGGAGACGCAGACGCAGACGCAGAGCGGGUGCGGGCUUGGUGCCGUCGUGAGGCGGCUGCUGGGGACCGAGAAGAGCUGGGCGGCUGGUGCGGGAUCUAGUUGGCCUGGCGUUGAAGGGGUUGCGUGGGGAGAGAGGGGGGAGGGGUGGCGCGAGGUGGGGAGUGUGAACACGGGGAGUGUGAAGACGGGGAGUGUGAAGACGGGGAGUGUGAACACGGGGAGUGUGAAGACGGGGAGUGUGAAGACGGGGAGUGUGAGGGUGGAGAGCGUGGAGGCGCAGAGCGUUCAGGCAGAGAGUGUGGAUGCAGAGAGUGUGCAGGCAAAAAAAAAGGCAAAGGGUGUGGCGCGGGUGUGUGCGAGGCUCUGUGGAGGGUGGCAGGGGUCUUGUUGA